Molecule: messenger RNA, 531 nt
Organism: Eremothecium gossypii ATCC 10895
Lineage: Eukaryota; Fungi; Ascomycota; Saccharomycetes; Saccharomycetales; Saccharomycetaceae
Product: L-methionine (R)-S-oxide reductase
Exons: 1
Coding region: 1-531 (176 amino acids)
Cellular component (GO): cytosol
Molecular function (GO): L-methionine (R)-S-oxide reductase activity; protein binding
Source: RefSeq, marked provisional
AUGGGAAGCAGUAAUAGACAUCAUGCAGACUACUCAAACUUCAGUGCGUCCGAUAGGUCCGAGGCACUGAUAUACAUGAUAGAAUCCUACCAGGCCCUAGCAGAACACCAGGAUAAUAUGGUGUGCAACUUGGCGAAUGCUUCAUCGCUCCUUUGGCAUGUAUACCGGAACCUGAAUGUAAAGGUUAACUGGGCGGGGUUCUACAUUACAGAGAAAGACGAUCCAAACAUGCUACUUUUGGGGCCUUUCCAGGGAAAAGUUGCGUGCCAACGCAUCCAAUUUGGGAGAGGUGUAUGCGGUACCGCUGCGCUAACGCAAGAGGUACAAGUUGUCCCCGAUGUUACCGUUUACCCAGGUCAUAUUGCAUGCGACGGUGAUACGAAGAGUGAAAUGGUAGUGCCUAUCUUACAGGACAACAGAACUGUCGCCAUUAUGGACCUGGACUGUUCGGAACAUAAUGGAUUCACUGAUUUGGACAAGAAGUAUCUUGAGAAACUUGCUCAAGAAAUUAGUCGCACUUGUAAGUUUUAA